Trichoplusia ni (cabbage looper) is the source of this 3017-nucleotide messenger RNA. It is a transcript of the gene Vps50, whose product is annotated as syndetin-like. Gene Ontology annotation, biological process: endocytic recycling; retrograde transport, endosome to Golgi. The record is from RefSeq and is a predicted model, not a curated record. Lineage: Eukaryota; Metazoa; Arthropoda; Insecta; Lepidoptera; Noctuidae. Gene Ontology annotation, cellular component: EARP complex. Bases 279 to 2975 code for a protein of 898 amino acids. Gene Ontology annotation, molecular function: SNARE binding. The transcript has 4 exons.
ACAUUGUCAUUCAAAUUGUCUUCCGCCAUCCGUAUUCCGUGGAUUUAUUCCGUAUUGUCUGGAAAUGUCAUUGUUUCAAAAUAAUUUAUAGCUUUAUUUUAACUUGAGUCUGUAAUCAAGUUUAGAAAUAAUAUAAAACAACAUAACAUUUACAGUAAAAAUAGUUUUUCCCUCAUUAAUUACCGUAGACAAUGUGUAACUGUAAAAUCCGUGAUACGCACUGUGAAUUCAAAGUAAAGUGUAAAUAAUUCAACUUGGACUUGUUACAUUGAUGUGGCAUGCUGUCAGAGGCAACUAUGGAGAACCGUCACGGACCCCCAGGAGUCAACUCCAGGUCGCUGAGCGCCGCCCACUCGGCUGCUGACCUAGAGGUGCUUCGAGAAAUUGAAAAUGUCUACUUCCAACCGUCUUCGGAAUUCGAUGCAGGCCGAUACGUGCUAGAACAUGCCCCGACGACGUCCUGUGACGAGAUCGAACAGGUCUUCACCAAGUUGAAGAGGCAGCAACAGGUUGUAUCAGGCAAAGCUUUGCACCUCAUAUCCCAACAGCGAGACAACUGCGACAAAGAAUUCAAAGAGAUACAAAACAUUCGCGAACAACUCACAACAACUCUUCAGACAUGUCAGAAAGCCCGUGAACAACUCAGGGCAGCCUCGAACCACUUGACAAUAUCAACAUUCGUUAUCUUAGCAAACUUUCGUAAACGCCAAAUCAUUCGAUCCGUUCUAAAGUCUCUCGAAUUACUCCGCAGUUUGAGAAGCGUAGAAACUGAUGUCGCUGAACUGCUUCUCAAAAAAGAAUACUAUGGAGCUAUUGAGCUUAUUUUGAAAAGCAAAAAAGCAGCUAGUAGCCACAAGGAGUACACUUGCAUAGCUGACCUGGCAACACGCCUUCAGGACACUUUAGACAUGACAGAGGAAAAGCUAGACGCGAUCCUAGCAAGCAUCUGUUACAGAUUCGAUGAAAUCAUUUUCAGGAAGCUAAGAAAAGCUUACGCCUUGCUCGGAAAGACGCAAGCGGCUAUGGAACAACUACACAUGCAUUAUUCUUCAGCGGUCAAUGAAUCAUCGAUUGAAGCUGUAAAGAAUUAUGUAGGUGAUACGAUCGAUAUGAAAUUUCAAGAUAUGUGCAUGUCUGUACAGCCAACGAAAGCUCCAAUUUGCCUUUUGAACUUAUGCGAGAAUCUAUUCUUAAUUAUGAAGAGCUAUUAUCUUUUAGUUGACUGGCAUGCGAAGUAUGAUGGCGAGGAAUCGAUUCCGAUAUCGAAUAAUGUUUUUGAGAUCGAGAAGAACGUUAGUAGGGAAUAUAUUCGGCAGAAAUUAAACGCUGGGCUGGUUAGGAUAUGGCAUGAUGUUCAAGCGAAAGUUUCGACGUUUCUAAAGAGUUCUGGGUUAGAAGAGUAUCCAUUCGAAAAGUUUAUUCAGAUGUUAGGGAUUUUGCGUAAGUUAACACAAGUUGCCGAAGUGUUUUGCGGUGAUAAAUCUGAUUUGUUACAGGAUUUUAUUAAAACUCAAAGUGUGUUAUACAUAAAGAAUUAUCAUAAAGGCAGAAUGGAGGAAUUGAAAUUGUUUUUGGAAAAUGAGGGUUGGGAACAGUGUCCUGUCAAAUCAACAUUCAAUUUGCUCAAUUUGCAGGAGUUUAAACAAUUUAAAAAGUACCUGAGUGUUAGGUCUGAUACGUCAUUGGUUAAAACUCAGUCUGACGGCGCGUCCUCAGUCCAUUCUCAAGACGACAGCGUGUAUAUAUCAAAAUAUUUCAAGCAAAAUACGAGCCAUACGCCAUUCGAGAUUUUCCGAUGCGAAAAUAUUACGAAUGACGAUAUUUUCGGUUUAGAACCCGAAUUAGUGAGCGACGAUUCAGACGAUGAACCGGAAGAGUUGAAACGAGAUUUCGUCGACGAAAACGAUCGAUUACCCAACGAGAGUCCCAGUAAAGUGAAGGACAGUGUUAUAGUCACGAAUACAACACUAUCUGUGUUACGCCACUGCGGGCAGUACCUCCAGAUCUGCAGGUACCUACCCCAAAUAUCUUUAGAAGUCGUGAUGUUAAUGAAUCAGCUCUUCGACUACUAUUUUUUCACUGCACACCUAUUCUUCACAGUAGAUUUAAAUGUCGCAUCGACUACUCUCUACACUCCAAAAUUGAACUCUGUUUUAAAGAGGAUAAGGAAUAAUAUUGAUGUGGCGAAUGCAGGGGAUGUCGAUAAAAUCCCAUGUCCUGAUCCCCCGCAACAUUUGAACUUGGGGAUUGAGGAAUCUCUUCAUGGACUCUCUGAGAGAAUAGUCGCUGUUGAAAGUGUAAUAUUCUUGGCGAAACAAUACGAAAUAUUACAACCAUAUUUGGAAUCUAUAGUUUCUUCGCACCAGCGAAUGAUCUUGGAGUAUUUUAAGGAUAAUACCUUAGCUGUCGUUCAGGAUUUAAGGAUACCUGUUUACAUGUGUUCGGCGUCCAAAGCUGUAGAUGCCCGCACUGCUUUAAUAGCCAUGUCCCAAGUAAAAUGGGAUGUCAAAAACGUCGCGGUUGAACACAGCGCGUACGUAGACAUGAUUAUAAGGAAAAUCCAAGUUUUCGCCCUAAGAUUAGAGAAUAUAGCUACCAAAGUGACUUUAAAUUCCGAAAUUUUGAAUUCAAUUUGGAGCACACUCUCCAAAUUCAUUGUUCACUUAUUAGUCGAGGGUUUUUCAAAUGCAACAAAAUGCUCGAAUGGGGGUAGGGGGCUGAUGCAGCUAGACUACAGACAGUUAUUUCUGAAAUUGGAGAAGAUUUCUGGUCUGAAACCGGUACCUUUUCAGGACUACGUUGAUAAGUAUGUGAAAGCAUAUUAUUUGCCGCGGAAAGGCCUUGAAGAGUUUGUUCUAGAACGAGUGGAGUACUCCAAUAAGCACUUGAUGGCUCUUGUCACUUGUGCCUGUGAAAACAAGAAGGAUAGACAAGCACUUUCUGCUAUUAUCGAAAGCAGGGAUUCGGCUGUCUGAGAUAUUAAAAAAUAAUAAUGUUUUUGCUAUCUCCCUCGCUCU